CUUCUCUUUUCUGCGCACCUCUCUCUUUAUGCUCCUCCAAUGUCCACCACCACGCCUCUAUACCAACAACAACAACUUCUUCCACCACCGCCGCCGCUCGCCGCGGAAGCAACGGCGGCUUCCCAGCAGCCCUAUAUCCGGCACGGGUCGGUGGGAGGGGUGAUAGCGGCGGUGGCGAUCAUCGCGGUGCUGGGAGUCGUAGCCGGUCUGAUCGGAAGGAUGUGCUCCGGCGGCCGGGUAUUGGGACACGGCGGCCAGUACGACGUGGAAGGGUGGGUUGAAAGGAAGUGCUCCUCUUGCAUCGACGGCCAUCUCGAUCCUCCGCCGCGGCGGCCGGAUGAUCAUGUUCCGCCGGCCGCCGCGGCGGAGAUGGAGGAGGUGAGAGAAGAAGACCAUGAGAGUCAAGAUGAUGAAGAAGAAGAAGAAAAUGAUGAUGAUGAUGAUGAUGAUGAUGAUGAUAAAGGAGUUAGUGUUGAUCAUCAUCAUCAGCAACAUAGCGAUGAGGCGCCGGCGCCGGUGACGAGGGAGGUUAAUUAGUUAGUGAUUCAUUGAAGUAUAUUGUUACCCAGAGCUAGUUCCUCUCAUUGUUUCUUGUAAUUUCUUUGUGUUAUGAGGAUGAUAAUGGGAGGCAAUCGAUGAGGGAAUCUUUUUUUUUUUGGGUUGCUUUUUAUCCUUGAGCAAGGCAAUUGCGAUCCAGCCACAUCUUGUCGGCUCACUUUUUCUCAAUUCCUUCCUGACUUCUUUUUUCAUUAUUCCCCACAAAGUUUGACUCAUAAAAGGGAUUUUGUUUUAUUUUGUUUUAACACAAAAAAUCAAUUAUGAUGUUUGGGAAAUCAUACCGAAAAUGACGAGGCUAAUGGAGGAAUGGAAAGGGAAUAGAAUAGAAUAGUUCUA
Molecule: messenger RNA, 894 nt
Organism: Linum trigynum
Lineage: Eukaryota; Viridiplantae; Streptophyta; Magnoliopsida; Malpighiales; Linaceae
Source: the annotation of a GenBank genome assembly